UCAUACAAGUAAUACAACUAAUAAUUAGCCUUUAAUUAAAAUUAGAAAUUGAAGAAACAAUGAAGAGAGAUCAACUCUUUGUGCUUCUAUUACUUCUCUAUCCAAGUUUGGCAUAUGCAAAUGAGGGUAAACCCAAGAAAUGGUGGUCAACCCCUCUUAUAAUAGUCAUCUACGUAGGGUUCUUCCUAUUAGCGGCGGCCGUAGCCCUUUGCAUACGUCACUAUCACGACCGCCGCCGCCUCAACGGCCGGCCGCGGGAGGAACGUCGAGGUUUGGACGCGGACGAGAUUGAGUCGCUCCCGUCGCUAAGAUUCUCCGAGAUGAAAAUGAAACGGCUUUAUAAAGAAGGCGGUGGUGAUCAAGAACAAGAUCAAGAGUGUGCGGUUUGUCUUAGUGAGUUUAAGGAACAAGAAGUGUUGCGCAUUUUGCCUGAUUGUUUUCAUUUGUUUCAUCCUUCUUGUAUUGGGCCUUGGCUUGCUUCUCAUCUCACUUGUCCAAUUUGCAGGUCAAGUUUGGAGCAUAGGCAGGGAUCUAGUGUGAGCAUGUCCUCCAUAUUUGACGGUAUUUCAGGUCCUCUAUCACAGAGAUUUGGUCUUAGUGGUUAUCAUCAACACGAUGUUAACGAUCACGAUCACGACCACGACCACAACCACGACGACGAAGAUCAUGUUACUGUUAUAGAUAUAGAAGGGUCAUCCUCAAAUUCACAUUCAGAAGUUAAUCUUGAUGAUAAUCAUGCUCCAAUUAUAAGAGUCGUAACAAAAUUACAAAGGUCCUACUCAACUGGUGACUUAAAAUUAUUUCCUAAAGAAAUUAGUCCAAAGAGUGAUUAUCAUUAUACAACCAGUUGUAACACGCGUUAUUUGAGUUGCAUUUCUUCUAAAUCGGAUCGUUUUGUGGAUUAUUCGUCGUUAUUGUUGUUAAUCGGGUCGCCGACCCGUGUAACGACAGUGUCCGACCCGUAAGACAUGGUUUGGUAGUGUUACUUUGAGUUUUAACUUUGUAAAUCGAGUGUUUAUACAUGUAAAAAUGAGUCAUAUGUUAGGCGAUACAAAUUAUUUGAGAAAAAAUCAAAGUGGUGUAAUGGGUUAUUUUAAUCAUUUUCAACCCCUAAUCCUACGU
Spinacia oleracea (spinach) is the source of this 1122-nucleotide messenger RNA. RefSeq names its product E3 ubiquitin-protein ligase ATL9-like. The transcript has 2 exons. Bases 60 to 965 code for a protein of 301 amino acids. The record is from RefSeq and is a predicted model, not a curated record. Lineage: Eukaryota; Viridiplantae; Streptophyta; Magnoliopsida; Caryophyllales; Amaranthaceae.